UUUAUUAUCAGCGGGGGAGGGAGGCAGGAGGGGGCGAGGCGGGCCGCGGGUGACGGGUGUGCGUGCAGUCGUUGGUGUCGUCUGCCCCGCACAGGUGGGUCUGCCAGGCCUGCCGCACACUGACCCUCAUCACUGGACGCUACUCAGAAUGACUUGGCUGUCGGUUUACUCCAUACCCACGGAUUUCCUGGACAGUCUGCCUCUAAAUAAGGUGCAUGAGUGCCCUGGGCACACACCAUCAUGGGAGCGCCGUGUCCCCACCAAUACAUCAUUGAUAAAAAUUUCAGUGCCAAACUUCUAGCUGAGAAAAAAGAGAAGUGCUGUGAGUGGUGUGGUGCUGGAGGAUGCAGUCUGCGGCUGUGCCUGUAUUCUGGGUGCCUUCGGGUGGGCUGUGGUGAGGGCCAUGCCGACCACUCAACUCUACACAACAACCAAUUCCCUUCCCACUGCAUUACAUUAAACCUCACCUCCCUCCGAUCUUGGUGCUAUAUGUGUGAAAUGGAGGUAACCUCCUCAGUGCUGGCCAGCAUGACCAUACCCCUGGGACAACAGCACCACCUUGGUGGGCCAAUCAAUGCUCCUGGUGUGGCAGUGGCCCAGCCAAUCACACCCAGUCAAUCCAGUGCUGAGGAGGAAGAAGAGGAGGAUGAAGGAGAGGAAGUAAAAGCAAAAGGUCUUGUUGGACUGUGCAACUUAGGCUUAACUUGCUACAUGAACUCUGCCCUUCAAGCCAUGAGCAACUCUGUCCCCUUGGCACAGUUCAUGAUAGAAUGUCCAGCCUUUCUGUGCAAUGACAGGAAGACCCCAUGCUUAGCGAGACCUUUCCAAAGACUUAUGGUAGAGAUGUGGCACAAGAAGAGACCAAGCUUUAUAACACCUUCACUGCUGUACCAUGGUUUUAAGCAGUUAUACCCCAUGUUCCGAGGCUACACACAGCAGGAUUCUCAGGAGUUUCUGCGUUACUUCAUGGACCAGCUACAUGAGGAGCUGAAGGAGCCUCUGGUCAUUUCCCAUGAUGAGGACAAUGUAGGGGAUUUAGAGGAGGAAGAUCUGUCAGCAGAGAGUCUUUCAGAGAGGGAAGACUCCCAGUCUGAAGCAGAGUACGAGACCUGUGACUCGGGUGUGUCCGAACAGUCCUCUGGCUCCUCAGACCAGUACCCCAGCAAGCGGAAGAAGCGGCACCAUGCAACCAUUGACGUGGAGACUGGCAUGGCUACCCACAGAUCCACCACUCGGAGUCUCUUCCUUCCUGAUCACGACAGCCCUGAGUUCUCGGACGCUGUCUCAGACACAACUCUUCUGGACUCUGACUCGGUAGGAAUGUCUUUCUCGGCCUCUCCACAUGUACACUCCUCCUCCACUAGUGGUCUGGGUUCCAGCAAGCCUUCUAUUUCAUCCCUGUCCUCAUCAUUCAAAGGCAAGACCUGUGGCACCCCUGGACGAAGGAGAAAGCCCCCGACCUACCGCAGUGUGAUCUCAGAUAUCUUUGAUGGGACCAUUGUGAGCUCAGUCCAGUGCUUGACCUGCAACACAAUAUCCUCAAGGAAAGAAACAUUCCAGGACUUGAGUCUGCCAAUCCCCAGCAGUGACCAGCUCAGCAUCUUGCAGCACUCCUCAGCUUCACAGUUACAACAAGUGGCAGGCAGCAGCCUCAGCAGCAGCAGCCUUCAUCUUGCCAAAACUUCUUGUGAUACUGCAACGGAUGGGUGGAUGUGGUGGCUGUGGGUGCUGGUGAGGUCUUGGUUCUGGGGCCCAGCUGUUUCCCUCCACCAUUGUCUGGCAGCCUUCUUCAGUGCAGAUGAACUCAAGGGGGACAACAUGUACUCAUGUGAGAAGUGUGGCAAGCUGCGUAAUGGUGUCAAGUAUUCCAAAGUGUUACAGUUACCUGAGGUGCUGAUUGUCCACCUGAAGCGGUUCAGGCACGAGACCAUGUUCAGCUCUAAGAUCAGCCAGUAUGUUUCCUUCCCCCUGCAUGGACUGGAUCUCACUCAGUUCCUGCAUAAGGACUGCACCUCAGAGGUUGUGACGUAUGACUUGUAUGCCAUCAUUUGCCAUCAUGGGACUGCUGGGGGUGGCCACUACACUGCCUACUGCCAGAACUGGAGUAACCACCGCUGGUAUGAGUUUGAUGACCAAUAUGUUACUGAGGUGUCAUCGGAGACUGUAGCCAAAUGUGAGGCAUAUGUACUUUUCUACAAGAAGACCAGCCCUGAGAUGACUUCUCGACGGCAGCGAACUGUAGAGCUCAUGCAGGUGUCAUCCCGAGAGCCCUCUCUGAUGCAGUUCUACAUCUCCAAGCAGUGGGUCAACAAGUUCAACACAUUCUCUGAGCCUGGACCCAUCAACAACUAUGACUUUCUCUGUCCUCAUGGAGGGGUACAACCACAAAAGGCCAACUAUGUGGGAGAGCUGGUAAUGCUGCUCAAUCAGGGAGUGUGGGAAUACCUCCAUCAGGUGUUUGGGGGAGGACCAGCAUGCACACGGCUCUAUGAGUGUGUCACCUGCCGGGCUGAGCUGGAUGCACUCUCACGCCGCCAGACCAGUGAGCUCGAGAUGUUCCUCAUGCUGAAGAAACUGUUCCAGGAGGAGGAGCAUCCUAACAUAGUGGCCAUUUCUAUGAGAUGGUUCCGUACUUGGGAAAGCUUUGUACGAGGCAGAGAACAGGAACCUCCAGGACCCAUUGACAACUCCUCCAUAUGUACAAGUAAGACAGGCCAGCCAAUGCUGAAGCCAGGCUCUGAUUAUGCCCAGAUCUCAGAGGAAAUGUGGCACUUUUUCUACAAGACAUAUGGAGGGGGGCCAGAGUUAUCGGUGAUGUAUGGGAAUCCGCACAGUGCUGCCAGGAGGAGUGAGAAGGCGGAGGGAAUGCGCCCAGAAGCUCAGAAACAAGAGUACCUGCAGUCUGAGUCCCGAUCGCUGAGUACAGAAAAUCUUCCCCACAGCGGUGCAUGUACUAGUCGACAGAGAACUGUUUCUGCUGGGGAGCAGGUUAGGAGAGUCUCUCCCCCAACUCACACAAAGCGAGAGCAGAGUGAUGCAGAGCCUCCAGCCUCCCCAAGGCCCAGCACCACUCCUAGCACCACCAGCACUGCUGCAACCAAAGAGGUGAAGGAGGAAAGUGAGGAGGAGGAGGAGGAGGAGGAAGAUGUAGAACAGGAGGGGGAGGGGGAAGGGGAGGGGGUGCAGGAUCAGGAUCAGGAUCAGGAGCAACCCAACACCAUAGAUGAGGAAAUGGCCAGUACAAAUAGUUGCAUUUCUCAGCAAACUUCAGGUGAUGGGGCAUUGGAGGAGCCCAGGCAGAAGGAAAGUUAGAUUCACAUGGGAACUGUGUUACAGUAAUCUUGAUACCAUGUACAUAUAUAUUAUUUAUAUUCCAGGAGUUUUCUUGUAACUGGAACACAGUGUAUAGUAAGCCCUGAUAUAUUUGAGAAAAUUUGUGAGCCGUAUUUGUUAGAGAAAAUAUGAUUCAUUCAAAGAAUGAAACUAUCAUAACUAAGUAGUAAUCUUGGUUUGGCAUUUGGGUUUUGAUGACCUUUUCCAUCAGGGAUGUGAUAGUUUUGAUUUAUUUGAAAUUUAUUUACUCAACAUCUAUUUAUAAACAUCACUUUAUUAAAAGUAUUAGUCAUCAUAAGUACUACAUCAGUCUUGUAGUGUACCCCAUACAUGGAAUAAUCUUUUGCACCCAACUAGUUUCCACAUUGGAUGCUAUGGGUUUCUCUGAUGCUUUUCUCAUAUUUUGAUCUCCGACUUGCAGUCUUAUUGCAUUUCAGAGAUAAUGUGUAUUGUAUAUCAAUAUCCCUACCUUCAAUCUUCAAACUUGUUAUGUAUAUAAA
Molecule: messenger RNA, 3833 nt
Organism: Eriocheir sinensis (Chinese mitten crab)
Lineage: Eukaryota; Metazoa; Arthropoda; Malacostraca; Decapoda; Varunidae
Product: ubiquitin carboxyl-terminal hydrolase 20-like
Exons: 15
Coding region: 241-3312 (1023 amino acids)
Biological process (GO): protein deubiquitination
Molecular function (GO): cysteine-type deubiquitinase activity; zinc ion binding
Source: RefSeq, a predicted model, not a curated record